Molecule: messenger RNA, 640 nt
Organism: Rhododendron vialii
Lineage: Eukaryota; Viridiplantae; Streptophyta; Magnoliopsida; Ericales; Ericaceae
Product: FBD-associated F-box protein At5g22730-like
Exons: 2
Coding region: 16-537 (173 amino acids)
Source: RefSeq, a predicted model, not a curated record
AAGCAUGUUCAAGAGAUGGAUUCUGAGCUGCCAGUGUUUCCUAAUUUGACUUCCUUGGUACUUGGUGCGGGCUAUGUUGGAUGGGAAUGGUUAUCACAAUUCUUGGAGAAAUCACCGUGUCUAGAGAGUCUUGUCUUCAAAGAGGGGUAUCAAAGUGAACACUAUAGAGAUGAAUAUUAUGAAGAAGGAGACAGCGAGGGAGACGACAAGCCCUUGCUUUGCCAUCCACCUGAGGAUGUUCCUUCUUGUUUACGCUCGAACCUCAUGGUAAUCAAGUUUGUGAACUUUCAAGGGGAUGAUGGGGAACUGAAAAUGAUGGAGUAUUUUCUGAGGAAUGCUAAAGUUUUGGAGAAGUUGUUGAUACAAACUGACGGAACUGUUGACGAAUGUUUUGACAUGGGAGCAGCGGGGUUGGCGGUUGCAGAACAACAGUUGGAGGUUACGACAAAACUUUUAAUGUUACCAAGAAACUCAAAGACUUGUCAGAUUGAGUUUGUUAUUCGGCGUUAUGACUUUUGUACCCGAUCGUUCUACUGAGUAGGCCCCGUUGUGUUUGGUUAUGUACUAGUUUUUGAUACCUACCCUUUCAAACUUGUUUUUUGGUGUUGGUAGCCAUAUACAUUGCUGGUAUCUUUUAUGA